Nannizzia gypsea CBS 118893 is the source of this 2283-nucleotide messenger RNA. RefSeq lists its product as hypothetical. The record is from RefSeq and is a predicted model, not a curated record. The transcript has 3 exons. Lineage: Eukaryota; Fungi; Ascomycota; Eurotiomycetes; Onygenales; Arthrodermataceae. Gene Ontology annotation, cellular component: nucleus. Bases 1 to 2283 code for a protein of 760 amino acids.
AUGCUCGACUCGUCCGAGACUCCGCCUCCUCUUCACUUCUCACCGCCGUCCAGCGAGCAAGAUCGCACCUCGACCCGCGAGUCCACCCCGAUAGGCACUCCCCUGGGCUUCGUCUCCAGCAACCCUCGCCGGCCUGAGCUGCUGCAUAACCACCAUCUGGGGAACCGCAAGGCGUCUGCUUCGUCUCCCUUCUCUCCUUCGGCUGCUCACAUCCCCGUGUUCGACGACGAGGACGAGGACGACUCCAUAUUCCCGCUGUUCCCGUCUUCGCCGCCAGACCAGCAUCACCAUCACCGCAACAGCAGCAGCACCAGCGGCCACCAGCAGCAGCAGCAGCAUCAAUAUCAGCAUCAAAACCGCAGCCAGCACGGCCAGCGUUGCCAUCAUCGCUACAACAGCAGCCAGCAUAGCGUCACCAUGGAUGGCCGCGCCAUGCCCAUCGACCUGUCCUCGAGACAGACGUCCAAGUCGCCACCAGGACAGCAGGCCUCCAAUCUUACCUCGGCCCUCCAGAAGGCUGCUACCGGCGCUGCUGACAUGUCCUCGAACUGGAACGGAGUCGCCUCCAAUAACUUCAUGUCCAACGCGGCGCGCAAGGAGUCCUUCAGCGCAACAAUGGCCCAGUACUCCAACGGGAGCAAGCCUAUCACCAUGGUGGGCUCAAACCGAGACAAGCCCCGGCGUGAGAGUCUUGCUGGUAGUCUUGUCGGCGGCAUGAGCUGGGGAGGUGUCUCCGUAGGCAGCUGGAUCAGAGACGAUAUAAUUAUGACGGGAACAUCUCCGUUCACACUACAGUCGCCGUCGUAUCACUCUUCAUCGUAUUUGCCGAAGCUGGAAGCUAACUUCAUGCGCGACUUCUCAUGCUGUGGCAUCACUCUGCCGUCACUACACGAUCUACUUCAGCAUUAUGAAGAAGCUCACGCCCAAAGAUCCCCACAACCGCCACAACGGUCUGCGCAGUCAAAUCAGACCACUUCAUCAGAUAACAGGGCUGGCAUAGGCUCCUCUCCACACCCGUCACAGCAGCACCAGCAGCAACCGAGUAUGGCCACCGCUCCAGGCCGAGCUGCUUCUUCUCAGCCAGGAACUCCUCGACCGCACCAUAGACUACCGCAGCAACCACAGCAGCCCAUGAUGCAGACUACCACCGGGUUUGGCCAACCACAAUCUAACGAUAUACCAGAUAUCGACAGCGUAGACGAUAUGGACAUGGAGAUGGAUGACCCGCUCAGUGAUAGUGGCUUCCAGCAGCAAACUCACCAGCAGUCCCUCACCCAGGCCCGCUUUGCUCAGGAAAAUGGCGGAAGCCGGGUAACACCACUAAAUAUGGGCAUGUUACAAGGCCAGCAGCGGUUCCGAAGCUCAGCACCCGGCACCCCAGUUUCAUCCGCGAGACCUCUCCACAACAACCCAACCGUCUCAUCUGUUAACACUCCCACUCUCAUGCCGCUUCCUGUUCAGCAACAACAGCAGCAACAGCAGCACCAACAGCAACAACAACAACAGCAAGUGCCAAACCCCCAAUAUAUAAGUACACCAGAACCGUCUGCUCCUGGAACGCCUGCCGAGCUUGAUGAUUCUAUAGUCGGCGGAUUCGGUGACAUGAACAUGCAAGGUACCGCUACCCCUGUAGGCACAGGUCCGGGUCAGCAACAGUUUGGCACUUUUGGAAGCAAUGGGAUGCUUGACUUGUGUAUCGAUGAGCCUGCCAAGAGGCUAUUUAGGCCAAACACCGGUUUUGGUAACGGAAAGCCUGUACAACAGCAAGCUCCUCCUUUCAGACUGGGUAACUCGCACUACGGGGCAAAUAGUGAGAUUGCUCAACAUAUCAGGGAACAACAGAAGCUCGCUGGCGUUCCAGACGUCACCCUUGCGAUGAAGCCUGAUGAUGAACCAAAGCCAUUCAGAUGUCCAGUAAUAGGAUGCGAAAAGGCAUAUAAGAACCAGAACGGCCUCAAAUACCACAAAGCACACGGCCAUAACAACCAACAACUCCAUGACAAUGCAGACGGUACAUUCUCCAUUGUCGACCCAGAAACAUGUGCCCCUUACCCCGGCACGCUAGGCAUGGAGAAAGAAAAGCCUUACCGCUGCGAAGUCUGCGGAAAGCGAUACAAGAACCUCAACGGCCUAAAAUACCACCGCGCACACUCUCCGCCAUGUAACCCAGAAUUCUCCUUCGCUGCAGCAGGCCGCGCCUUCAACACAGCUGGCGGCGUCAUGCAUGGAGAUAACAUCAAUAUCGCCGGAGCCGGACUAACGGGUAUCGGAGAGUUAGAGUAA